Messenger RNA from Ramularia collo-cygni, 960 nucleotides. RefSeq names its product probable Cyclin-dependent kinase 1. The transcript has 4 exons. Gene Ontology annotation, cellular component: nucleus; cytoplasm; cyclin-dependent protein kinase holoenzyme complex. NCBI's taxonomy places the organism in Eukaryota, Fungi, Ascomycota, Dothideomycetes, Mycosphaerellales, Mycosphaerellaceae. The record is from RefSeq and is a predicted model, not a curated record. The coding region runs from base 1 to 960 and encodes 319 amino acids. Gene Ontology annotation, biological process: regulation of gene expression; regulation of G2/M transition of mitotic cell cycle; G1/S transition of mitotic cell cycle. Gene Ontology annotation, molecular function: cyclin-dependent protein serine/threonine kinase activity; ATP binding; cyclin binding.
AUGGAGAACUACCAGAAAAUGGAAAAGGUCGGCGAAGGCACAUACGGAGUUGUGUACAAGGCGCGCGACCUCAGUACACCCGAUCAUCGUAUCGUCGCGCUGAAGAAGAUUCGCCUCGAAGCCGAGGAUGAAGGCGUCCCGUCAACUGCGAUUCGCGAGAUCAGUCUGCUCAAGGAGAUGAACGRCCCAAACGUACUGCGCCUGCUCAACAUCGUACACGCCGAUGGACACAAAUUGUACCUGGUCUUUGAGUUCAUGGAUCUCGAUCUGAAGAAGUACAUGGAAGCACUUCCUGUCGCUCAGGGUGGACGUGGCAAGCCCCUUCCUGAGGGCGUGUUGGAAGCCAAGGGUCACCAGGGACUGGGCGAGGCGGUGGUCAAGAAGUUCACACUCCAGCUGCUGCAGGGCAUUCGCUACUGCCACUCACACCGUGUCCUCCAUCGCGACCUCAAGCCACAGAAUCUCCUCAUCGACGCAGACGGCAACCUCAAAAUUGGUGAUUUUGGUCUCGCGCGCGCAUUCGGCGUCCCACUACGCACCUACACCCACGAAGUCGUCACACUCUGGUAUCGAUCCCCAGAGAUUCUGCUUGGUGGCCGACAAUACAGUACAGGUGUCGACAUGUGGUCCAUUGGGUGUAUCUUCGCCGAGAUGGCGACCCGUAAGCCGCUCUUCCCCGGCGACUCGGAGAUUGACGAGAUCUUCAAGAUCUUCCGCGUUCUGGGCACACCGAGCGAGCAGGACUGGCCAGGUGUGACAUCCUUCCCCGACUUCAAGGCGAGUUUCCCCAAGUGGGAGCGUAAGCAGGAUGACGAGCUGGUCAGUGCGGAGGCUGUCAAGAUAUUAGGCGAGGAGGGUCUGAAUUUGCUGGAUGCUCUGCUCGUGUUCGAUCCCGCUGGACGCAUGAGCGCGAAGCAGGCAGUGCACCACGCAWACUUCCAAGACGGCAGCACGACGUAA